Aphidius gifuensis is the source of this 3127-nucleotide messenger RNA. RefSeq lists its product as uncharacterized. The coding region runs from base 1871 to 2959 and encodes 362 amino acids. The transcript has 4 exons. NCBI's taxonomy places the organism in Eukaryota, Metazoa, Arthropoda, Insecta, Hymenoptera, Braconidae. The record is from RefSeq and is a predicted model, not a curated record.
AAAAAAAAAAAUUAUACAUAUAAAAAAAAAGUCAAAAUCUUUUAACAAAAAUACCAUAGACAAUAAAUUUUUUAAGUGUGAAUAUUCAGAAAAGCGUAUGAUUAGCUUUCACGCUGUUAUUUUCAUCCAGCUAUUUAUAAAAAAAUUAUUCACAAUAAAAAAAAAAAGCCACAUUUCAUCGUUCAAUACACAGCUAUUCAUCUUUUUUUUUUUUUUGUAAUCAUGUUUUAUUUUUUUGGUGUAAAUAUGACAAAACAUGGAGGUUAAAAAAAUCAAAAUACAAUGGGUAAAUGGAAAAAAUUUUUAACACGUUUGCGACAUGGAUCAUCUGGAUUAAAUCAUAAUAAUUGUGAAGUAAAUAAUGUUGGUACAUGUGUUGUUAAAAAACAAGACAACAAAUCUACAAUAAAAUGUAAAAUAAAUACUAAAAAAUUAAAUAAAAAAAAUGAUACUUCUAAAUUAAAUUGCAAUGAUAGACCAGGACCAUCAAUGAUUAAAACAACAACAACAACAACAAAUACAUCAAUAAAUCAUGAUAAACAUAUGAAAAAAAAAUGUGAAAUUAAAAAAUGUAAAGGUAAAAGAGACAAUGAUAAUACAUGUGAUAUUGAAAAAUUAAAAAUAUUAAUAAUAAAAGUAAAACAACUUAAAAAAGACAUUGAAGAUUAUGAAAUAAUAAAUAAAAAUAAUAUAAAAAAUUUUAAUAAAAAAAAUAAAAAAUUUGCAAUUGUACAAACAUGUGAAAAAAUAAUUGAUAAUAAUCAUGAUGCUUUAUUAUCAAUUGAUUAUUGUAAAAAACAAUUAUUAAAAAUUGAGGAAUAUUUUAAAUUAGAUAAUAAAUGUGAUGUUAAGUUAAAUAAAUGUUGCAAUAUAUUGAGUCAACAUUAUCAUACACAAAUUGAUGGUUUACCAUCAAUUAUAAAAUAUUCAUCAAAUAAAAAAUCACAGCUAAAUAUUAAACCAUCAACAUCAAAAAAUUAUACAAAUGAUAAUAUUAUUGAUGAUUAUAUUAAAGAUGAAAAAUCAUUGACUACAUUUAAUAAUGAUGAUACAUUAAUUGAUGGUUAUUUUUUAAAAAAUAAUAUUAUUAAUAAUAAAUCAUCACAAACAGAAACAUUUCAAAGUUUAAAUACUCCAAGAUUAAAAUCAAAGACGAUCAAGUCUGAAGUUAAUCACAAUACAAAAAAUUAACUCAUUGACAGAAUUAAAAUCUUGAUUAAAAAUUUUAAGAAUUUAUUGUUUUGUAUAAAAAUUAUUUAAAUUUAGAAAUUGAUUUAAUUUUGAAAUUAAAUUUUCAAGUCAUCGUGGUUGGACAAUUGAUGUUUUUUAAUUUUUACUGAGACAUUAAUAAAUGAAAUUAUAUAAAUUUGAAUGAUCAACAAAUUGACAACAUAAGGUUAUGAUUUUGAUAAAUUAUCAUCAGAUUAUUAACAAAGCAACAUCCUGCCUUCCAAAAUUAACAAGUGGUUGCGUUAUUGGCGCAAAAAAUUACACCUAAAAUUUUGUGCAUGUGAAAAUAUAAUAAAAAAAUCGAUAAUUGAUUUUUUGAAUGAAAAUUUGAUAAAUAUGGAUGUUGAAAUGAUUGAUGCUCAAAGGAGAUUGAUAUGGAUAAAAUUAUAAUUGUUGUAAGAUGUACACCGCCAAGUUAUCGUGAUAAUUAUUUACCAAUGGGAUCAAAAACAAUAUUGACACUUCGUGAAAAAGCUCAAUUUAGAUAUUACCCAGUAUUAUCAUCAUCAUCAUCAUCAUCAUCUUCAGCCUCGUCUUCAGAUCAAUCCUCAGUUGAAAAAAAAUCUACCAAUUGGACUGCAAUGUUUAAAUCAAAAUUGGGAAUGUCAAAAUAAUAUUGUUCAUAAAAAAUAAUACUAAAAUGGGACAGUCAAUUUCGUGUCUUAAAAAAAAUUCAAAUCAUUUAAUUGAUAACAGACGAAUUAAUAAUUCACCAGUGAGUCUAUCAAAAAGAGGUAUUUCAAUUGAAUUGCAAAGAGCAUCAAAAGUUGAAUCAUCAAAUGAGCUUUCAAAAUUAUUUAAUUCAACUAAAAAAUUAAAAAAUAAAACAACAUCAACUCCAGCAAAAAGUAAUUCACCAAGAAAUAGUUUUGAAAAUAAAAAUACCAAAGAAGAAAUACCAUCUAUUAAAAUUGAGGCUUUUGUUGAUGCAAAAGGUGAAUCAUCUUCAUCAAAUCAACAAAAUGCUUCUCAAAAAGUGUCAACAAAAAUUAAACCCAAUGCUUCAUCUGUAAAAAAUAAGCCAUUGAUUAUAAAAAAAGAACUUGAUGAUUCACCACCAAAAAUAAAACAAGAAAAAUCAUCAAAAAUUAAAUUAAAUGGUAUUAAAAAAGAGCCAAUAUUAUUAUCUUCAGAUGUAGAAACUCCAGUAGCUCCUUUGAGAUUAAAAAAAUUAAAAAAAGAAAAUUUAUCAUCUUCUAAAAUAAAAACCGAAACACCAUCAGAUAAUUUGUUAAAAAAAUCAUCAAAAAUAUCAAUUAAAAAUCAAGAAUUACCAGUACCAAUUUCACAUUCAAAAAAAAAUAAAAAAAAACCAUCAUCAAUAUCUGAAUCAGCUUCUUCAUUAUCUUCACAAAUUUUUUCAAAAUUUAUAAAAAAAGAAGCACCAUCAGAAUCAUCAAAACAAUCAUUAAAAAUUGAUUCACCACAGGCUGGUUAUCAAGUGGCAUCAACUUCAGAUGUUAUUCAUGAAACAGAUGUAUACCCAUCAACAUCAAUGAGGACAUCAGUGGAUUCAAUGAUAAAUCAACCAACAACUUCAAAAAAUUCAUUGUCAUCUGGAGCCAAUCAACAAGUGGUUCAAUCAAUUGGUAAAAAAAAAUAUCAAUGUUCAGCAAAAUGUUCCCGUUCACUUGGUAAUGAUAAUAAAAAUUCAACACGUACAAAAUGUCAACGACAAAGGCGAGUUUAUUAUUAUCUCGCUGAAGAUUUUGUUCGUGGAUUUUUUUGAUUAAUUUUUAAAACAAAAAUAAAUCUCUUUAGAAUCACAAUUGAAUUUUGUCAUAAUGGUCAACAACCAGAAAGAUGUGCCAAUAAUAAAUAUCAAAAAUCAACAAUUACUGAUGAACUUAUUGAUAUUACCAGAAACAGCAUACGUGGUUUACAAAAUGAUACAAUU